This is a messenger RNA of Contarinia nasturtii (swede midge), 1009 nucleotides long. RefSeq names its product mRNA turnover protein 4 homolog (gene RpLP0-like). Gene Ontology annotation, molecular function: RNA binding. Bases 154 to 882 code for a protein of 242 amino acids. The record is from RefSeq and is a predicted model, not a curated record. Gene Ontology annotation, biological process: ribosomal large subunit assembly; nuclear-transcribed mRNA catabolic process; rRNA processing. Lineage: Eukaryota; Metazoa; Arthropoda; Insecta; Diptera; Cecidomyiidae. Gene Ontology annotation, cellular component: nucleolus; preribosome, large subunit precursor. The transcript has a single exon.
CCGACGGCGAAUGCAGCAAGUAAACCAAUUUUGUAUACACGUGCUUUGAAUCAUUUGCAAGCAUUUCUGUGAGAAGUAACUGUUUUCGUUCGAGAAAAUAGUUGUUGAAUAUUUCUUUUAAAUAUAAAGUAAAGUAGAAAAAAGUGUGCAAAAAUGCCAAGAGCAAAAAGGGAUAAGAAGAUUUCGCUUACGAAAACAGAUCGCAAGGGAUUGCAAUGGAAACAGCAAAUUGUUGAAGAUAUCAGAAGUUGUGUACAGAAAUAUCCGAACAUUUAUUUGUUUUCGGUGCAAAAUAUGCGAAACAAUUUAUUGAAAGAUUUGCGAUCAGAAUGGAAGAAAGAUGCCCGUUUUAUUUUCGGUAAAAAUCGGGUCAUGCAAUUGGCGUUGGGCAGAUCAGAAGAGGACGAAGUUGAUUCAGAUUUGCAUAAAUUGUCAAAACGAUUGAAAGGUCAAUGCGGUUUGCUGUUUACGGUUCGAGAUGAGACGGAUGUACUGGAUUGGUCAAAACAAUAUUCGGCUUUGGAAUACGCGCGCAGUGGUUUCAUUGCAACGGAAACGGUUGUUUUGCCAGAGGGUCCACUUGAUGAUUUUUCACACGCAAUCGAACCACAUUUACGUUCACUGGGAAUGCCAACGAAAUUGGACAGAGGAAUUGUCGCGCUUUAUAAAGAAUUCACUGUAUGCACCGAAGGAAAAGUUCUUACACCAGAACAAGCUCGAAUUUUGAAAUUAUUUGCCAAACCAAUGGCAACAUUCACCUUGGAAAUUAAAUGCAGCUGGUCAAAAGAUAGUGGAUACAGAUCGUAUGUGGCCGAAGAAGUUUCAACCGACAGCGGCAAUGCGGGCGACGAAGAGGACGUUGAAAUGAGUGACGAUGAUUAACUUUAUUUUAUUAGAGCCCAAUAAAUUAAGUCAAUCCAAAUAUUUGUAAACCAAAUUUUUGGUUGGAAUUCAAGAAAACUUAAUGAUAAGGAAAUAAAAUUAAACAAAAUUUUGUGGAAAAAAUAAA